This is a messenger RNA of Penicillium taxi, 3411 nucleotides long. RefSeq lists its product as uncharacterized. Gene Ontology annotation, cellular component: cytoplasm. Gene Ontology annotation, biological process: autophagy; response to starvation. Gene Ontology annotation, molecular function: protein binding. The record is from RefSeq and is a predicted model, not a curated record. NCBI's taxonomy places the organism in Eukaryota, Fungi, Ascomycota, Eurotiomycetes, Eurotiales, Aspergillaceae. Bases 1 to 3411 code for a protein of 1136 amino acids. The transcript has 2 exons.
AUGUCCCCGGCCACACCUGCAGAUCUCCUCAAUCAGCACAGUCGAUCUCUAGAAGACCAUCCAACCUUCAACUUGGACCAGACACGUACACCCCAGGAGAAUGAACCUGUUGGAAAGAGUAAAAAGAAGAAGGGCAAGAAGGCCAAGGGGACUAGAACAACUACUGAAACGCCAGAUGAUUUAAACCAACCUGUUCCCCAGGCAGAGCCAUCCUCUUGUCCUGAUCCUUCUCUUGAACACCAUGUUCAACCCACCGUAACAAUGGAUAUACUAGGGACAAUGGAGCAUGAAAGAGAUAAUGACCUAGCUGCCCGUACUGAUACAUGGGCCCAGGCAGUGCCAUAUGGUAAAAGUCCACCAAUUGAUUUGAUGGAUGAAGAUCUGCCUCAGGAAGCCCAAAUCAAUUUCUCGGCGCGGGAAGAGGCUAGGGGUAAUGAUUCUUGGUCCCAGGAUACAGCAGGCGUUGAGCGUGCCAAAAGCCCGCCGACUAAUCAUCUGAUGGAUGGCGUUAUUCCACAUGACUCCGCAAUUGAUGUUCCCACCAAAGCGCAUGCAGUAGGUGUACUCAACCAUCCUUCCCCAGAUUCCCCGCCUAUCAACUUCCCAAAGAUUCAGGCUCGAGGUGGUUUUAGUCCACCUUCUUCUGCAUCUCCUCCUUCACGUGUUCGACCAUUUAGCUAUGGUAGUGGCUUCCGGAGCACCUUGAAUUCACGACAGCAAUCAGUGGACUGGCGCAAGAGCCACUCUUACGGAAGUCCAAUGGGCAACAAUAUGCCUCCUCCACCCCAUCUCCCCCAGGCCCAUUUUUAUGAAGCCCCAGACAUUGAUUUGCAAGGCCACACCGUGAAAGACGGAUCUUAUUCCUUCUACGGCUUCGAUACACUCCCAAGCAUGACGGCCAAAACGCCUCGGGCUGGGAUGAAUGUGUUGGUAGUGGGAAUGGACGGCGCUGUGGAGAUCCAAGCGAUUGAAGAUCAUCAGACUCGUCUCGUUGGGCAGAUCACUGGUCUCGGUGGCCGAGUUCUUGAAGCAAAGAUUCUUGCCAAUCAUUUUGCCAAUGAUGCACCCGGUUCCUCGCAACCACACGUAGCCAUCACUAUCCAUGGGCCUCUGGCACCGAAUGAAGAAGAGGCGCCUUCCUCUCCAGUUAUUUCGGAAUUUAAUGAUGCUCCGCCUUCCGCUACAGGAGGCCGAUCAAGAGACAGUCGCCUGGUUCGGGAUAACCUUCUAUCGUAUCAAACUCGAGUCGAAGUAUACUCACUCCGAUCCGGUGAACACAUUGAGACACUGUUCAUGAGCAACCCAGUGUCUUCGAUGGAAAAUAUCUUGGGUAUGCCCUCUUUGGCACCGCCCCCGGUUGGUAGUUUGAAGAUCUACAAUAGUGGACAUCAUGUCGUUGUAGCCUCUGGGGUUAGCGGAGAAGUCUACAUCUACCGACAAACUCCGUCCAGUGGCUAUGAGUGCUUGGGAAAGACUUGGACCAAUAUCCAGGUCGGAGAAUCCCGAAGAUACUCCACUUCCUCUAGCUCUACGGAUCCAGAGGGAUCUCACCAUGACCUACCCCACCAUUCUAUUCUGGACCGACCGAUCUUGAGUGUUCAGGGAAGGUGGUUAGCAAUUGUGCCACCAUCAUCUUCUACCCGGAGGUCGAUACAAGGCACCGUUCCUGCGCACAUCAUGCAUUCACGAGCUCAAGGUAUCGAGUCUCGUGGCCCACCUACUGUGCCAUCUGUGAAUUGUGUUACAGACGUUGGUGAAGGGGAGAGCCUUUUCGACAAGGUCGCCAGAGGUGUCACGCAAGAGUUAGUGAAGGGUGCCCGCUGGAUGGGGGACCAGGGCCUUCAAGCCUGGAAUAGCUACUGGAAUAGCCAGCAAGCUCCUCCUGGCGCACCCCCUCUACGUCCAGCUCGCACAGAAACUGGACUCUUCCCACCAACCCAUGGACAGGAAACCCAAUCAUUGUCUACCGAGCCCGAUGCAGUUUCUAUCAUCGAUCUCAAGCCAUUUGAUGAUAACACAGAUAUGAAGGCUAUGUCUUUAAAUCCAGUUGGCACAUUUCAAGUUCCCAAUGGCUGCAGUUUCCUCUCUAUCUCUCCAAGUGGUCUGAUGCUAUUCACGGCAAGCACAAAGGGUGAUGUCCAGUAUGUUUGGGAUCUUAUGCAACUGAAAUACUGUCGAGCUAUGGCUUUUAUGACCGACGACCAGGUGAGCAAAAGUCCCAAUGUGAGGCAGGUAGCCAGAUACGCGCGGUUGACCGCAUCGAACAUCGUCGAUGUGAUCUGGACCGCGCCAACAGGAGAUCGCUUGGCCGUCAUUACGCGCAAGGGCACUAUUCAUGUCUUUGACUUGCCUGGGAGUGCGUUUCAAUGCCCGCCUUUCCGGCGAGCUCGACCUGCGACUAAAAGGGCACCCUCGGUUGAUCCUGCUGGUGAUGAAAUGUCAACGCAAUCGACUAGUGGAAACCCCCUGUCGGCAGCCAUGAAACUGGUUGGUGGUAAAACACAGCCAUUUUUCUCUGUGGUUCGGGGGCGGGUGCCGGCUUCCGGCACAGCCUUCCCUAACAUGAGUGGGCUUGCGUUGACAUCGGCAGCUGGUAUCAAGGGUGGAAAGGUGGUGGCGGCGGGUCUGAGCAAGUCAAUGGGAGCAGCGGCCUCUGGUACUGUUCACACCCUUCGACAUGUGGGAGAAAACAGACUCCACCUGACAGGUCUCGCUCGCGAUCCGGCACCAGCUCGUGUGAUUUGGAUCAUCAGCAAAGGUCAGAUGCACCUUGGUGUGGCGGAUGGUGGCCAGAUUAAACUGUAUUGUCUCAAGAGAGGCCCAGUCUCUCAUAAGAGUCGUCAAUUCCACACUGUGAUUGGUGAAAAGGUCACCCAGUACAGACUACCUGCCAACCUACAAAGCAUUUGUGGAUCAGCACCGCUUGUGCCAUAUAACCAGGAUCUGACCCGUCAAGCUUAUCUGCUUCUGCCAUCGGUCAGCGCUCAAUCGUCUAGUCCGAGUAAGCCCUUCUGCCAACCCCUCUCCAAGGCAGAGAUUGAGACGAACACUCCUUACCAGCCCUUCCAUACUGAUCAACGCGUUGGUCUACAUGUGUACUCUACCGAUAAUUCGGUAGGUGAACAGUGGGUCUUUGGGAAUGAUAUACCAACCACCAAGGUUCAUGUGAGAUCGUACAAUAACACUGGUGACGACCUGGAUGAUGAGUGCGACGAUAAUGCCGUUCAUGGGCACUCCUUUGGUGCAGGUGGAGAUAUGGAAAACCUUAUCAGCCUGACCAAUAGCACUGGCAACGUCGAGGAAGUGGUCAUCACCACUCGCCGCAAGAAGAAGCACACCCCUUUGAAGGCCGAUGAUGGCUUUUUUGAGGAUGACUGUGAAGUUUUGGAUUUUGCCCGCGAUCGGGUCUAA